CUGGCUCAGUGGUCAUGCAAUUUAUUAUCAAAUCAGUUCGAUGUGCAGCUAGUGGAGGGCUGGAUUAGUUUGUGUGAAAGUGGAUUCUUAACUGAGCUGAUUCUUGUUCCAGUUCUACUAAGAAAGCAGAUCUCAUACUGUACAUGGGUAUUCUGGUAUGGAAAUAUUUUGGUAAAGACAAAAGAUAAAGCUACUUCAUGAGUCAGCACAGCUUCCCCCCCGCUUUAGGGACUGGGAGUGAAAAUUUGGCUGAAAAUAUCACAGCCCGUUGCCAGUAGGAGCAUGACUGUGUGUGUGUGUGAGUCUGUUUAUUUUCCCGGGCUGAGUCAACAUGGCCACUGUGUCUCUCUGCUUGUCUUCCAUCUCACCCAGCAGCAUUUAUUCCAGCGCGCGCGUGUGUGUGUGUGUGUGUGUGUGUGUGGCCUUCAGCCCUGGAAACACAGGAGAGUCGAGCCUGACUUGUGUAUCAGCAAAGAAAGGAUUGAUGUAGUCGCACUAGGCAGUGUAACUCCAACUAGCAUCGAGAUAAAGGGUAAAGACUGAUUUAAAUGCAAAUGCUAAUUCCCUAUGCUGAAUGUGGAUCUGUAAAAGUCAAAAAAUAUAAUUGAAUACAUAGUUAAUAAGUUAUUAUUUCAAGAAAUAAUUAAAAUGUAGAGUAUAAAGGAGGUAUAAAGCUAUAUAGUUUCCCUUUAACCUCCAAUCAGUUGAUAAAAUAAAUCAAAACUUUUAUUCAACUUAUCUUUCCCCCAUUUAUCUUUUGCUUGUUUUAUUUUUCAACUUCUUGGGUGUCCUAUUUUUUGAUCCUGGCACACAUUUAAUAAUUUGUCUACUCCCUGUUUUCCCAAUUCUGCAUUUUCCUAAUGCUUAUAUGAUAAUGAAAUGGCCGUGUUCAUGCGCGUCCAGAGCAGUGAGUAGUCCAGGGUUUGUGUGUAUCAGUCAUGUGCAAGCAGGGUAACCAGUAACACAAGGAAUAGGGCCCAAUAGCAGACAACUGAGGCAGAGCUGUUGCAGUUCAGAGGAUUUAGUAAUAACAGACAAAAUACAAAGGCUUACGGGUGGUGAGGCAGGCCAGGGUCAAAACCAGUAAAGCAGUCUAAGCAAAGGCAAACAAAUCCAUCAGGGAGCAGGCAGAAAAUCCAAAGCCCAAAAACAGGCGAGUGCCAAGGAACAAACACCGGGAGAAUGGCUGGAACGCUAGGCACAUAAACCAAGACGAGCUGACACUGAGGGAGACAAACACUCAAACUACAUGCUCUAGUGAGAGGAGCUAACAAGACGCAGGUGAAACUAUUCAGGGCAGGGCAGACAAUCAAAAACUGGAGGGAAAACACACAAAGACAGGAGGUGACGUUACAUGACACAUGAGGGGAAGUCUCUAUCAAAAUAAAACACUGACACUGUCUCGGGAGCAGAACAGGACAGUGUGUGUUUGUAACAUCAAUGGAGCAAAUGAGAGGACUGUGUAGCUAGCUUAACUGAAAACACUGGUGGCUAAACACUCUGGCUAUUAGCCUUCUCAGCUAGCUACCUAGCUGAAGCUAACUUUAUUCUUAAAACUACACCAGCCAGUGCACGUAAUAGUAAUCACCCGUUUACUGUGUGCUGCUGUAGUGUAUAAACUCUUGUAGCAGUAGCUAAAGCAUUUUACUUGUCAGGCUAACACUAACAAAAUAAGCUAGCUGACGCUUAUGAGAAAUGUAUUGUUUUGUUUAUUUGACAUUAUGAAAAGGGAGACAUUCGAUCACACAUAUCUAUAAAAUGUCACGGAUAACACAAGUCCAUUUCUAAUGUGUUCUUGAUGAAGAGAAGAGACAUAAAAACAUUAUUAUUAUACGAGGGCUGCCAACCGAAGUUUCUAAAUUUCUGUUCCAUAUAAUACGUGAUCGUCCCAUAUUGAAAAAUAAUUGUCCCUUACUGAAUCAAUAUGGGACGUGAUUUGUCUCGUAUUUUCGUGAACAUUCUACUCUAAUGCAUACGCUACAUUUUCACAUGCUUGGAAUGACAUGAGAAUAAUGAAACCAAAAGAGUUUUACGAGACACGGCAGAGAAGAAAUCAGAAUUCGCGGAAGAGAAUGACAAGUUAACUGUCACUCAACAUCCUUGUUGCCAUGGUUACGGAGGCUCAGACUCGUAAUUAUUUAGAAAUGUCGCCGAAUACAUCCAGCUCAAGUCUGCCCGUAAAAAGAAAGAGGCUGACCAAAUACAGAUCUGAAUCUGGCAGAUGGACCACAAGUGGGUCAGUCCUGUCAGUGGGAAUGAAUACAAGGAAAACUGUACAGUAUUUUCUGUCGCCCAUGAUGGACUGUCCGACCUGGAGCAACAUUCAGUAGGGGACUACCACAUCCGAGCAGCGCAAGACCAGAGGACGCGGAGUGUAAUCGCUCAAUACACGAUACCCCAGACUUCCCCAGAGGCGGAUAUGAUACACCAAGAUGAAGACGGCCACAAACAUCUACAUCUUCAACUUGGCUCUUGCUGACGCCUUGGCCACAAGCACGCUGCCCUUCCAGAGCGCCAAAUACCUCAUGAACACCUGGCCGUUUGGGGAAGUCCUGUGCAAGCUCAUUAUUGCCAUCGACUACUACAACAUGUUCACCAGCAUCUUCACCCUUACCAUGAUGAGCGUGGACCGCUACAUCGCCGUGUGCCACCCAGUCCGGGCGCUGGAGUUUCGGACACCGGUCAAGGCUAAGUUGAUCAACGUGCUCAUCUGGGUCCUGUCCUCUGCGAUUGGGGUACCCAUUAUGAUUAUGGCUGUGACCAAAGUGGCAGAUAAUGGUAAAACCAUGUGCAUGUUGAAGUUCCCUGACCCUGACUGGUACUGGGACACAGUGACAAAGAUCUGCGUCUUCAUCUUUGCGUUUGUGGUUCCUGUGAUGGUCAUCACCAUAUGUUACGGCCUGAUGAUCCUGCGUCUGAGGAGCGUUCGUCUGCUCUCAGGCUCCAAGGAGAAAGACCGCAACAUGCGCCGCAUCACCCGGAUGGUGCUGGUGGUGGUGGCAGCCUUCAUCAUCUGCUGGACCCCCAUUCACAUCUUCAUCAUCGUGAAGACCAUGGUGGAGAUUAACAGCAGGAACCCCCUCGUGAUAGCCAGCUGGCACCUGUGCAUCGCCUUGGGCUACACCAACAGCAGCCUCAACCCUGUCCUCUACGCAUUUUUGGAUGAAAAUUUUAAGCGAUGCUUCAGGGAUUUCUGCCUUCCCUGUCGGACCCGCGUGGAGCAGCACAGUCUGACCAGAGGCCGCAACACCACCAGGGAGCCGGUGUCUGUCUGCGCUCCAACAGAAGCGGGGAAGAAGCCGGCAUGACUAGGCAUGGACUGGGUCCCCCACAGCUCUCGCUCGAGGAGGAUCCAGCAAGACCUGCAAUCAGAGGUCACCCAGAUCUCCACAACAGAGUUUUAAGAGAUCUUUACGAGAAAAAGCUAUCUCUCAAAGAAUUGAGUCAUGCCGCUUAUUCUCUCCAAUUUGGCUGACAUACUGGACAUUCAAAGGAAUAGCUAAAGAUAAUGGAAAAUAAGUUUCACUCUGAUCUUACUUUUCUAUUAAAGUUCUGAUAACAAAGUGGAAUCUUUUUCACAGGAAACUAACACCUUACAAAGGCAGUGACAGUAGAUGGGGUGAUAGCUCGAGCUCAUGAUUUGUCUGCCCAAAGGACCAAGAGUACAGGACUUUUUGAUGAUGCAAAAAGGACAAAGAAACACCUGCAGGUUUCUAUCUUAUGAAGAAGAAUGCAUCGUUCAGACACCAUCCCUCAGAGUGCAUUGUAAUAAUACAGACUGACACUGUCAGGGUGAAAAAUGUUCAACAAAAGACAGAAGUAUGAAACACUGGCCUCUUCAAUUCAAUUUCUUCUAAGGAACACAUGCCUGUACAUUCAAACAAAUUAAAUUUUGGUGAGGAACGAGUAUUUUGAGGGAAAAAAAAUCAACAUCAGAGAGAAAUCUUUUUCAUCUGUAUCUUUACCAUAAACACAAAACAAAUGAUCCUUACAGAGCAGAACCACACAACCGAUAGCCACCGACAGCUGGAUGAUGAAUUACAGCAUAGUUUAUUGCACAACAAGGUCAACCACUCUCUACAUGGAGAAGAGGGGAAAUCUUGUUUGGUAUUCAGCCAACCCUUUUUGUAUAUAUUUUUUUUUUUACAGCAAAAAGAGACAUUUGUUCUUUGUUUUUUCCCUUUAGACUCUGCCACCAUCAACUGUGUUAGAAGAGAAAUUUGGGGCUCAUUGUUGCUUGGAUUUGAAAAUGUCUGUCAUAAAGGACAUGUUAUCAAAAUCAAGUCUAGAUGAUUUUGUGCUCAGAUGGAAAAAUCCAGAACGGCAUCAAACCACUGAAGCUUGGAAUUUCUCUGGACUUCUUUGCUGCUCACCUAUUGGACUUUCAUGAGUGGUGUCAACCCCACAGAGAGCCUCUGAGCAGAAUCACUAAAGAAUGAUAAACCUAAAACACUGUUGGCAGCCACAACUGGUUCAUUGUCGGUUCAUCGGAGAGCAGCAGUGUGGAUAGAGACGCUUGUCCUGAUGUCGACAAACAAACUGGUUCAAGAAUAUUGAUCAGCAUAUUAAAUGAGCAAAAAGCCUGCCAUCUGUCACAUCGAAUGUCUAUUGGCACGUAAGACACACUGAAUGGCAUUAACCAGGAUGGUAAUUUAUUCUGGGUAAUUUAUUUGCUCCAACAGAUCUUGACACCAAUCACAUUGGAGACAUCAAUCAGUGGAUGCUGUGAAGUUAAUGACUAUUUAAACUUUGCAUACCAGAUGAGGUAUGUCAGAAGUAAUAAUGCAGUUUAUCAGAAUUUGCUCUUGUGGAAAUAUUUUGAAGGCUAAAUAUGUGUUGACAUCCAAACAUGUCAAAAUAUCCCAUAGUUUUGAUUAAUGUUGAAAUGUUAAGUUAUUCGACAAAUGUGGUAAAUGUGGGACAGAUAAAACACAUCCAAACUGAAUAUAAAUAAAAGAAGAUGAGGGUCUAUGGACAGAGGGUGUCAUAUGAUGUACAGAUUAUAAAGCCCUUUGAGGCUACUUUGUGAUACCGGGCUACAUAAAUAAAACUGACUUGACUUGAAAAAUUAAAGGAAAAAAGUCAAUACAUGUGAAUUUGUAGAUAAUAUAAAGCUUUUGCAUUUGAACAAAUUUGGCUUCAGCCACAUUUAAAAUGACUAUGGGGUGUGCCUGUGAUUCUGUACGCUUUCUUUACACUUUAUGGUUUUUAACAUUUCACCACAAUGCUUUUGACUCAUGUGGCUCAAAAAAAAAAAAGGAAAAAAACGUAUAGACAACAAUCGAAGCUUGGAAACGGAUUUCUGCUCUGUUCACAGAUUCAGCAAUGUAGCUGUAGGUUGACAAUAAGACAAUAAAUAUUGACUAUUCUGUGUGCAGCAGGAGAUUUACAUUUUUGCAUUGUGAUACAUUCCUGCAUAUUUUCUUACAAUGACAGUGGUGAUUUAAAGUGUACUGUAUAUACUGUGUAUACUCUGCUUAGCAUUCACCAAGUGCUACAUCUGUCGGGUGUGCAGGAUAUCUCUCAGCUACCAUUAUUUUUGCAAAUUUAUAGUUAUAUAAGGUCAGAAUGACAGAAAUGCAUAGAAUUAGUUUUAAAAAAAAUAACAACGACAAGUUCAAAUUAUUAUAUUUUGACAAAUCAACAGAAACUAAUUACUGUUAAAACAAUGUCAUAAACCAUGUGCAUUCAGGGUAUGAUCAAAGUUAAAGUGCGCGGGUUAAGUUAAAAAAUGUUUCCUUCUGUCAUUUUUAAUCACACUGUACAAGCAGAAUUUGUCUCGAUGGUACGUUGUCAUUCUUUUAAAUUCAAAUUGUUUCAAUUGUUGGAUGCAGUUAGUGACAUAAAACAUGUUGUCAUUGUUGUAA
This is a messenger RNA of Siniperca chuatsi (mandarin fish), 5867 nucleotides long. RefSeq names its product opioid receptor, delta 1a (gene oprd1a). The transcript has 3 exons. Gene Ontology annotation, cellular component: membrane; neuron projection. Gene Ontology annotation, biological process: G protein-coupled opioid receptor signaling pathway; neuropeptide signaling pathway. Bases 2433 to 3308 code for a protein of 291 amino acids. Gene Ontology annotation, molecular function: neuropeptide binding; G protein-coupled enkephalin receptor activity. The record is from RefSeq and is a predicted model, not a curated record. NCBI's taxonomy places the organism in Eukaryota, Metazoa, Chordata, Actinopteri, Centrarchiformes, Sinipercidae.